Messenger RNA from Brassica oleracea var. oleracea, 1254 nucleotides. RefSeq lists its product as uncharacterized. The record is from RefSeq and is a predicted model, not a curated record. Lineage: Eukaryota; Viridiplantae; Streptophyta; Magnoliopsida; Brassicales; Brassicaceae. Gene Ontology annotation, molecular function: DNA binding; DNA-binding transcription factor activity. The transcript is spliced from 6 exons.
AUGGAUACAAGCAUCCAAAAAACUAAAAAGGUUCAAACCUCAAAACAAACAACAUAAAACACAGCCAAAUAGCUGGAGAACAAGAUGAGAUCAAGUAGCCAAAGUUCUGAAAACUCCAAGAAAACAGACAACAAAGACGAAGAAGAGGAUGAAGAAGAAAGAUCAGCAGAUCAGAGCCCAUCUAAGAAUAGCUAUCUGGAAGAGAAUGGGAGUCACCAUCAUAAUAAUGAUCAAAUCAAGAAAAUUAGUGGAUCUGUGAGGCCGUACAACCGCUCAAAGACUCCAAGGCUGCGAUGGACACCUGAACUCCAUAUUUGCUUUCUUCAAGCUGUGGAGAGAUUGGGUGGACCAGAUAGAGCAACACCCAAGCUUGUUCUUCAAUUAAUGAACGUCAAGGGGCUAAGUAUUGGACAUGUCAAGAGCCACCUUCAGAUGUACAGAAGUAAGAAAAUCGAUGACACAAACCAAGGAGAUCAAAGAUUUUCGUUUGAACACAGAGCUGGUUACACAUACGACCUUCGCCAACUUCCAAUGCUACAAAGUUUUGAUCAAAGUCGUACUAGUUUAGGAUAUGGCGGCGGUUCGUGGACCGGCCGUAGACAACAUGUCUACCGUAGCCCUUCGAGAGGCCUAACAGCACGAGACAAUACAAGAACAAGACAAACACUGUUUGGCUCACAGCCUGGAGAGAGAUUUGAUGGAGUUAGUAAUCGUAUUCUUGAUGAUAAGAAUAGUACUAUUUGGUUUCGAAUCAAUUCUCAUGAAGCGGCUCAUGCGAACAAUGGAGUAGGUGAAGCAGUUCCAAGAAUGCAUAGAAGUUUUCUUGAAGGUAAGAAAACGUUUAACAAAUCAUGGGGACCGAGCCUCGCCUCAAAUCCUAAUUCUUGGACGGCAUCAAAACCACAAUCUCACAUCGCUACUACAUUAAGCUCUAAUCAAAGGGACAACCCACUAGUGGCAGAAGAAAUGGAGAAUGUGUUGAAGAAGAAAAGAUUGUUACUGUCUGAUGAUUGCAAUAACUCGGACAAAGAUUUGGAUCUAAGCUUGUCCCUUAAGGUACCUCGGACACACAACAACCUUGGAGACUGCUUGUUAGAAGAAGAAAAAGAACAUGCAGAUAGCAAGGGUUUGUCUCUUUCAUUAUAUUCGUCGAGUUUUGCAAAACUCGGUCAAGCCAUUAGAAAAGAAGAUCAAAAUUAUCAUAAAAAGAGAAAGUGUUCCGUCUUGGCAAGUCCCCUUGAUCUUACUUUGUGA